Molecule: messenger RNA, 2788 nt
Organism: Hypoxylon trugodes
Lineage: Eukaryota; Fungi; Ascomycota; Sordariomycetes; Xylariales; Hypoxylaceae
Exons: 5
Coding region: 337-2466 (709 amino acids)
Biological process (GO): DNA-templated transcription; regulation of DNA-templated transcription
Cellular component (GO): nucleus
Molecular function (GO): DNA-binding transcription factor activity, RNA polymerase II-specific; zinc ion binding; transcription cis-regulatory region binding
Source: RefSeq, a predicted model, not a curated record
CAGAACUUGGAUGGCACAAGCUGGCCGUUCGGGAUUUAUCUUCAAAGUCCGUUCUGAGACAUGUUUUCCUAAGUUACAUUUACUUGUAGAGGUAGUAAUUAUGCUAGUAAGUCUCCGCUCAUACAGGCUGUUUGACUAACAGGGAUUUAGUACCCUAAACAUAAUGAAUUUGCUGUGGAGUUACGGAGAUCGGGGAAUAUUUUAAAACUCCGUUCCUCUCAGGCAUCAAAGUCAACAAGAUUCUUUUACUUGCACUGGCGGUUUAGAUCAAGAAAGUCCGCCGGCGAUUGAAAUUUUGGACCAUCUAAAAUAUCGAUAUUUCGUCUAAAAUCGUCAAUGGAUAAGUCGAAAAGUGCUAAUAUAGCUAAAUGGGGGGCUGCGUGUUCGGCGUGUGCCAUCGCAAAGGCCAAGUGUCUGAGGUCUAAUGACCGACCUGGUACUAAAUGCGAUAGGUGUGAACGUUUAGAAAAAGAUUGUCUUGGACAAGUACAUAGACCAAGAAAGAAGCGACAAACUAGACCCUCUAAAACAGCCCAGCUUGAAGAAAGAUUAAAUAGUCUCGUGGAUUACAUCAAAUCUAAUAACUCGGGAGAAGUUCCCGCUUCACUAAGUCGACCUUCUGAAGUUAGACAAGCUGCAUCAUCCCCGGGCGGUUCUGAAGGGACAACAUCAUCACAGAGUCAAGGAGAAGUUUUAGGAAACCCACCAACUCAAGCCUCUGAAUGUAAAAUUGCUCUCACGGGGACAAUACCAACUUCGUACAAUGUCCAUGCCCCUCGAGUAUGUGUCUGUCGUUCUCAAGCGGGUGAGGCCCUUAUCCCGUUCGAAACGGAUGAAGCCUCCUUGUCGACGUAUACCAAUCGAUUAAUGCCAAACUACCCCUUCGUUAUAAUUCCACCGGGAACCACCCCAUCUGAACUGGCGCAAAAACGUCCACUCUUAUUUACUACAAUUCGCAUGGUCUCAUCUUAUCGGAAUCUCAAAUCGAUGAGAUCCCAGAAAUAUUUCAUACUAAGACAAAUAUCCGAACAAAUGUUAAUGCGUUCAGAACGGUCUCUGGAUAUUCUCCAAUCCAUUCUAUUAGUCUUAGGUUAUUAUCACUAUCACUGCAUGAUACAUGCGCAGAUGAACAAUUUGAUAGGAUUGGCGAAUAGUCUAGUGGCAGAUCUUGGUAUCAACAAGGAUCCCGAUUCAUACGAAAGGACAAGAUUAUUGGUGUCGCAUGUUGAAGCCCCACGAGCUAGAACGAACGAAGAGAAGAGGGCGCUUUGCGGGGUUUGGUAUGUUACGUCGAUGGUUGCGCUCGCAUUUCAACGGAUUGAUCCACCUAAAUAUACCGCUUACAUUGACCAAUGUGUUCGAGAGCUCGAAGCUGAAGGAGAAUACGAAACUGACUCGCUUCUUGUUAAUUUGGUCCGUAUACAGCAUCUCUCCGAACGCAUCGCUCAAUUGCGUUGUAAGGACAAUACUGCCGACGAUCUAGCUGGUGCUACUCGCGCACCUACGAGUGUCUAUUCCAGCAUGUUUUAUACCGAGUUGGAAAGACUAAGAGUUUCAUUACCCCCAAAACUAGCAUCUAAUGGGCUCAUAAUAUGUCACAUAAACACGGCGAAACUACGCUUAUGGGAACCACCAAGAACCGAAGCAGCACUCCUAGAGAAAAUAUCAAACUCGCUAGCAUCCCUAUCUCUAGACUCGACAUCUUCGCUCGAUGUUUUCUACCAAUCCAACGCCGCGCUUAAAUCCUGGUUUGAAGCAUGGUUAGCCAUCGAAGUAACAGAUUAUUUCGUCCUACCUAUGCCUAUAUCCGCGCAACUCAUCAACGCCGUGAUAAUGCUAGCUCGGUGGUCCAAGCUAUCAUACCCCGAGCGCAAACCCUCUCCUAUUUCCACCACUACCGCUCAACCGCAGAUAGUACGGAACGACCCGGGCUGUAGCGGUGCGGCAAUGGUACCCGUCCCAGCAGUCAGUACAAAAGAAAUUGACCCCGCGAUCCCAGCUGCAGUGCGUACUAUCAGAGCGCAUCUCCUCUCGCAACCCGAACUUCAAAUCGACGUCUCGGGGAUUCUACAAGCAAUGGUGGAGCGCUUCGAACACGCGCGCGACAUUAGCGAGGGGCAAGGCGAUACCGUAUGGGAGAAUGACACUUGGGUAAUGGCGGCCAAAAAAUUGCGAGGUACACGCUUGAAGCUCGAGCGAUGGGCUGAAUUAGUUACCGCUGCGAGCAGCGAGAACAGGCGGCCUGAAUCAUCGACAGAUACUAAUACAACUGGAGACCCGAACCUCGGGAGUGGCCAAGCCGUGGAGGGACAUUGGCCUAUUGGCCCCAUUGGAGUGGCACCUUUCCCUGAAGAUUGGAGUCCGGGGGUCUUGUGGGAUAAUGAUUUCUUUGAAGGAUUGGGUAUGGAUCAAAAUUUCUUUGAUGGGCCUGGGGACUAUGGGACGGCUGUUUUGAAUAGUCUCUAGUAGACAUCUUUAGGAAGGGUAUGUUGAGCGUGGCGUCGUGCGUUAAUGUGUAAUGAGUAACUUACCCCAUUUGCCUAUUUAUAAGUAUCCCUUGUUAUGUGGAACACUCAAAUGGGUAUAAGGAUCAUGGCCACAGUAUUGGGAGACUUCGAACCGAGCUUCGGGUGAGGUAAUAGCGGGUACCUGGCCUUUGUAGGCACUUCGUAGGUACCUAGGCAGGGCGUAAAUGCCCAUAAAGCAAACCAAUGCGAUAUUUUCGCGUAUUAGACCGAGACGAGUGGCCCUAGAGGGAUACUCUUUCUUUAAAUCCAAAGAGACUGGU